GGAUAGCUUCUCUGUCCACAGCCUCCAAGAGAACACUCGUCCUUUUUCCGAAAAGGAUUUCACAGCCUGAAUCAGCUGAUAACAGCUAGGGCUUGGCUCACAUGAUACCAAUGCCAUUAAGAAUGGCCCAUAAUUUUGUAUAUGAAACUUAACACAUGCUUAAAUUAGAAGCAUAGGACAACUUCACUCUACCUUUGUCAUCCCGCAGCACUAUUCCUUGGUUUGGCAUUUGAGUAACUUGUGCGUGUUUCCUACAACUUAUAACAUUGAACGUCAAGGCUUUUACAUAGGUCAUGAUACUUUCCACAGAUGAAGCGGUUUGAGAAAAAACCACCUCAUUUCUGUUCCUCCACGCACUGUACAAAGCAAUGAUCUUGAGACACCCUUUGCUUACCCAUUCUCGUUUAAGCUUAUUCUCAAUCACAUCAGGAAGUAAGAUAAGCUUAGUUCCCACAUCUGAGAUGAUAAAUUGUACAAGCCAACUGCUUUCUAAACCCCAAGAUGAAGUUAACAGAAAAAUCUUGAAGUUGCCAACAUUAAUUUUGGAUCAAAAGGAUAAAAUGUUUUCAAUGUUCCACUCUAAUAAUGGGUUGGUUGAAGAUCCAUGGGUUGUUGAGAGAGAAAAAGCUAUGAUCAACCCUUGGACGUCAGAGGAGAGAAAGAUUUUCUCGGAGAAAUUUGAAGCCUUUGGAAAAGAUUUUCGAAAAAUUGCUUCUUUCCUUGAUCACAAGACAAUUGCUGACUGUGUUGAAUUCUACUACAAAGAUCAUAAGCCCAAUUGUUUAGAGAAAGAUAAGAAGAAGAAGAAGAAGAAUAAGAAGAAGAAAAAGGGUUGUAAGAAUCAAAAGUCAAAAACAGUCAAAACUGUCGUGAAGGUAUUGGGUAAAAAAGGGAACCAUAAAGCAAAUGUUGAUUCACAGAAGAAAUCAAUGAUGGUGUGCGGCACUGUAGCUAAUCAAAGAACACGUUCAGGAAGACUCCUCCUCUGGAGGAAAUCCAAUGAAAGCGAGAGGCUUGCAGCUGAUGCAUUGGUUGGUAUGUGUGAUUCUCUUUCACUUGAGGCUACAAGGCCACCAUGCCAACAACCUGUGAUACCUAACAUUACUCAUCAGGAUAUUGAUGAUGGAACUUGUGAGUGGACAGAUGAGGAGAAGGCAACAUUUCUUCAAGCUGUAUCAUCUUUCGGUGAGGAUUUUAGGAUGAUUGCACAACAUGUAGGAACAAAGUCCAAAGAUCAGUGCAAGAGAUUUUUCAUCAAGGGUCAGAAAUCCCAUAGGUUGGAUCUCAUGCGCCACAGACUUGAAAAUAUUAGAUCUCUACUUAAUGAAAUAAAUCUUGGCAGGAGUGCUAACACUAAUGAUGCACGUGUUGUGGAGGCCAUUGGCAAUGAUAAGUUAGACACAGAAACAAAUGAUCACCAGCCUUCGUCUGCUGCGAACUUGAGCCAUGAUAAAUCCAAACAUAUGGAAGCUUGGAAUCAGUUGAUCGACUUAAAUGAAUCAAAGGAAAUUAAUAAAGAAUUUGAUCAUGAAGAUAAAAACAUUGUUUCUAGCACAUAUAACGGUGAGUCUAAACUGGUGGACACUGAUGGUUAUGGGGUUGUCUUGUACAAUUCUAAUAAGUCGAGUUCAGUCAAGGACAAGAGAGCUAAAACUAUGCCAGAUAUCAUGGAAGUUGGAAAAGAUAAAGGGGGAGAUGCAGUUACAGAAUUGGUGUCGUCUGCUUCUGAGAUAAUUGAACCAUGUCACUCUCAUUCUGUUGCUGAGGAUAGACUAGUUUCUGUGAUGUUGACAUCAUUUCCUACACGGCUCGAUGAUAAAGAUGGUAAACAUGGAGCUGAUAUGGAUGAUGAUGUGGUUGAAUUGAAAAGCCAAAGUCAUGAUUCAAACACCAAAGCAAAUACUUGCUUAUCAUCUGUGGUAGUUUCUUACUCAGCAUUGACUUUUGGUGCUGAAAAUCAGUCCAAACUAUUCCUGAAAAGGUCCAAUUAUUCAGGACUAUCCAUAGAGGAUCCUCUCCCAACUGCAAAUUCAAUGUUACAAAAUACCGUUCGUGCUGCGCAUGCUGUUCAACAAGAGAAAUCAGGUACCCGAGAUGGACUGUCUUUUAAGGAGCCUGUUAAAAAACAAGUGAAUGUGGAUAUGAGCUGCGUUGGUAUAGUAACUGAACCAACUCUUUUGUCGCAGAAGUUUCCACAAAUUGAUGACCAUCACAACACACAGUUGCCGUGUUUGUCAGGUUCAGAAAAAACGCCUGCAAAUCAUAUUGUUUUGAAACUGUUUGGGAAGACAAUGACCAUUCCUUCAUCCACUCAGAGGCCUGAUUCAAGUGAAGAUUCAAAGCAUUUUAUUGGGGAAAAAGAGAAAAAGAAAGAAGAGAAGUAGAUGCAAAGCACCCCCCGUGAAGGAUAUUUACCCUCCUGGCAAACAUUACUUUUGUCGUGCCUUGUUGUUAUAUAACUUUUUUUUAGUUAAAAACUUAUUUGAAACCAUAUAAUUAUGAGUGAAAUUCAUUAAAGUAGAAGAGACUUAUAAAGAGUUAUAAUUUCUACCGAAUUUCAGUCAAUAAUAAAGACUAUGCUACUAUUAUUUUUGUUUCUGUAUAUAGUAUAAUAAUGAUGGACAAUU
Molecule: messenger RNA, 2627 nt
Organism: Glycine soja
Lineage: Eukaryota; Viridiplantae; Streptophyta; Magnoliopsida; Fabales; Fabaceae
Product: nuclear receptor corepressor 1-like
Exons: 2
Coding region: 369-2384 (671 amino acids)
Source: RefSeq, a predicted model, not a curated record